This is a messenger RNA of Liolophura sinensis, 1620 nucleotides long. RefSeq names its product chorion peroxidase-like. Lineage: Eukaryota; Metazoa; Mollusca; Polyplacophora; Chitonida; Chitonidae. The record is from RefSeq and is a predicted model, not a curated record. Gene Ontology annotation, biological process: response to oxidative stress. Gene Ontology annotation, molecular function: peroxidase activity; heme binding.
AUGAACUUCUUCAGUUUGCAUCAAGGAACAGGAACCCCUGUGGUGGGGAAUGACGCGACAUCAGCCACUGCUUGUCCCUACGAUGACGUCAUUACCUGUGAUGCCACCUAUAAAUACAGAUCUUUUGACGGUAGUUGUAACAACUUGAAUAACCCGUUUUUCGGAAGAAAAGACACACCUUUUGAGCGUCUCCUGACCCCUGAAUACGAGGAUGGUAUAGAAGACAUACGCGUGACACCACACAAAUCUUCGGACACUUUGAUUGGUCCACGACAACUCAGCACCGAGUAUCACCAAGCCAGUGCUGCGGCCAACCUGCAGCUGCCAGUGGAGGCCCACUGCAAUGUUGUAAUAAUGACGGGAACCCUCGACACAACUACAGUAGGCUGUGCACCCAUACCAGUCCCUGUGACUGAUCCAUUUUUCGGGUCAUUCGGAAGACUGUGUCUCAAUUUCGCCAGGGCGCUUCCGGACACUGACAUUCUUUGUGAUGACACAUAUCGACAACAGAGGAACCGAGUCACACAUUUCCUGGACGCCUCCACGGUGUAUGGAAGCGAUAAGGCCACAGCGGAUAGCCUCAGAACUUUCUCUGAUGGUGACGGACGGGUGAACCAGAAUCCGAUGUUGGUUUCAAUGCAUACCAUAUUCCUGCGUGAGCACAACAGGGUGGCCAGGGAGCUGAAAUCCCUCAAUCCCAGCUGGACGACGAAAGGACUCUACCAAGAGUCCAGACGUAUCGUGAUAGCCGAGUACCAGCACAUCGUGUACGGCGAGUAUCUAUCGGCUUUAUUAAGUAUACCCGUUGCUGCUCUUCUGGGACUCCUGCCGAAGUUUUUCGGCUAUUACAAUAACUACGAUCCUGAAGUCAACCCGGCUGUGAGAAACGAGUUUGUUGCGGCGGCCUACAGGUCUGGUCACAGUACCAUAGAUAGCACCAUCUCACCUGGCGAGCUUCUGAAGAACCAUUUCUUUGAACCAUCCACCAUUUACGACGCGUCUAAAGGAAUCGACUUCUUGGUAAGUAACUUGGUCCAAAACCAGCAGCAGACAAUGGACAGGUUGAAAACGGAUCAGGUGACAAACCAUCUGUUCCAGUUUUCCGACGGUGAUGGAGGGGACCUGGCCGCCACAAAUAUCCAGCGUGGUAGGGACCACGGACUACCCUCCUACAACGACAUGCGCGAACUGUGUGGGCUGCCCAGAGCCACAUCCUUCAACGCUGGGCCUGGAGGGCUGGAACACCACACAGCCGACUCUGCCAAUCGGCUAAAUUCUUUGUACACAGAUCCGGAUGACAUCGAAGCUUGGACAGGGAUGUCGUCAGAGAUGCGGAUAACGGGAGGGGUGUUUGGCCCGACCGCCGCCUGUAUAACGGCUUUACAGUUUGAUUAUCUGAAGCGCGGAGACCGUUUUUACUAUGAAAAUGACCUGCCGGGAACGAAAUUCACAACAGCUCAGUUGAAACAACUCCGUAGAGCAAGCCUGGCUCGCCUUAUCUGUGACAACACUGGUAUCAACUCCAUACAGAAAUUCGUUUUUUGGGACACAUUUCCUGGAAGAGUGCCUGGGGGGUGGAAUGACCUAGUGCCGGUCAAAGAGUGCCUGGAGGUGAAUUGA